AUGGAGCCAACUGGAAACAAAUCAUCGCCUUUGCACAUUCCCGGCACGGUUCCCCAGCAACCUGUCAGCGGUUCGCCCAUGAGCUCGUCUUAUGAAAACCAAUGGCUUGCUCCAGAGGAUCAUAACAAGCCUCGUGUCUCUUCACCACUUGCACGCAGUUCCAAUGACUCUUCCAAUAGCAGCAACACUCACAAAGAAAACAGUGGCAAGGAGAAUGCGUCGUCUUCCCAACCUCAGCAACAACAACAGCAACAACAACAACAGCAGCAGCAACAUCCACCUAGAAAGUCGCAAAAGGAUAUGACCAAAGCUGAACGUCGAGCUCUUCAAGAACAACAAAGACUCGAGAAGCAAAAGCGGAUAGCUGCAGGAUUACCAAAGUCGGCCAAAAAAGCAUCCGAGAUGGAAGCCAACAAAAAGCAACAAGGUCAACAACAACAUCAGGGUGGAUCUGGUGCUGGAUCUGGUGCUUCGAGUGGUGCUGCUGGUGGCGAGGAGAAGAAGAAAAAGAACAAGGCACAUGGUAAAACUGAUCAGAAUCAAGUGCCAUGGUUGAUGCAUCUCGAUCCACCCAAACGACCCAACACCAGCACCAGCAACAACAAGGAUUUACAUCCAGCUGUCCUUGCUCUCGGCCUUUAUUUCUCAGAACGAAAGAUUGUUGGUUCUAAUGCACGAUGCGUUGCUAUGCUCGAGACUUUUGCAAAGGUCAUUGAAGAUCACAAGCCUCCAUCGGAUGCCACAUUUGCACGCAACAUUCAAAAACAUCUUGAUCCACACAUCGCCUACUUGCUUGCUACACGACCCAUGUCAUUGAGUAUGCGUGAAUGCAUUCGUUGGCUCAAGAAGGAAGUUUCGGAUAUUGUUGAAGAGGAACCACCAUUGACAGAUGACGAGGCACGAACUCGGUUGAUUGAAUGCAUUGAACGUUUUAUUCGCGAGCGUAUCACCAUGGCCGAUCAAUUGAUUGUUCAAAAUGGACUUCAAAAGAUCCAGGAUGGCGAUGUCAUUUUGACCUAUGGCAAAUCAUCAGUAGUGGAGUCAUUGUUGUUGGAAACAAAGAAAAAGGGUAUCGAUUUUAAGGUCAUUGUGGUGGAUAGCCGUCCCCUAUUUGAAGGCAAACAUUUAUUGCGACGAUUGGCUGCAGCAAACAUCAAAUGCUCGUACCAUCUUUUAUCCAGUGUCUAUGUUGCCCUUCGAGAUGUGACCAAGGUGAUUAUGGGUGCACACGCAUUACUCAACAAUGGCGCCGUCUACUCUCGUGUUGGCACAGCAAUGGUUGCCAUGGCAGCAAGUGACAAGCAAAUCCCUGUCAUGAUUUGCUGCGAGACCUACAAAUUCGUCAAUCGUACUCAAGUCGAUUCGCUUGUAUUGAAUGAAUUAGGCCAUCCCGAUGAUCUCGUAUCCACAAAGCCAAUCUACAACUCAAACCACCAAAGCCAUCCCAACCCCAGCGAGUCAUCUUUAGCGUCGUGGCGUGAUCAAUCCAAUUUGCGACUACUCAACCUCUUAUACGAUGUCACCCCUUCAAAAUACAUUACACUUGUCAUUACCGAAGUUGGUUUGAUCCCAUGUACUUCUGCACCUGUGAUUUGGCGUGAAUACAAUGAGGAAUUUGGAAAACGUACAUAG
This is a messenger RNA of Lichtheimia ornata, 1632 nucleotides long. RefSeq lists its product as uncharacterized. Lineage: Eukaryota; Fungi; Mucoromycota; Mucoromycetes; Mucorales; Lichtheimiaceae. The coding region runs from base 1 to 1632 and encodes 543 amino acids. The transcript has 7 exons. The record is from RefSeq and is a predicted model, not a curated record.